This is a messenger RNA of Racocetra persica, 136 nucleotides long. Lineage: Eukaryota; Fungi; Glomeromycota; Glomeromycetes; Diversisporales; Gigasporaceae. The record is from the annotation of a GenBank genome assembly.
CGAAGAUAGUGAAGCCUCUGAUAUAGAAUUAGAUACUGAACAUGUCAUCACUGAUCAUAAUAAUAAAGUGUAUUGCAAGUAUCAUUUAUGCGCUGAAGAAGGUUAUGGUAGUGCUUGGGUUAGCAAGAAUACCUGA